CCGAUAUGCCCAAACAUGUCGCAAUGCCGCUCACUCUCCAUUACAAACAUGGAGUUUAAAGUACUGUUCUUUGUUUUAUUAUUUGUUGCAACAUCAUAUGCUGAGCCUAAAAGCUAUGAAGGUUACAAAGUUUAUAAAGCAGUUCCUAAAACAGCUGAUGAAGUGGAAGGUCUGAUCAAAUUGAAAAUAAGUGGUGUAACCGAGUUUUGGGAUGAUAACAUUGAUGUUAAUCAAAAUGUGAAGAUUAUGGUUUCGCCAGCUCAUGAAGCGGAGUUCAUUGAAAUUAUAGAAAGAGAUAAUAUUGAAGCGACGCUAGUGAUUGAUGAUGUGCAAAGAGCCAUCGACGACCAGAUAAUUCCUGUCUCCAGACGUAAAGGAAGUGGUGGUGGUAGACCCGGCGGUGGCAGACCCAGCGGUGGCAGUGGUGGUAGACCCAGUACCAGUACAGGAUCAAGAGGCAGCAAUGGCCUUCUAACCUAUUACGCCUACACAUCUGCAAGUCGUCGAACCAGAAAACGGUACCAACGAAACGCCGACACAUUGUUCUCAUUCACAUGGGAAAGAUAUCACACAUUGGACACAAUCUAUUCCUGGCUAGACGAAUUAGCAGAAGCUUUCCCGGAUGUAGUAAGAACAGUAGUCAUGCCAGGUCAAAGCGUAGAAGGCAGACAGAUAAAAGGAGUCAUCAUUGAUUACCACCCAGAGAGAACAGAUAAGAAAAUUGGUAUGUUCGAGGGUGGGAUUCACGCUAGAGAGUGGAUUUCACCAGCAACUGUUACUUGGAUAAUCAAAGAGUUUUUGGCGAGCGACGAUCCAGAAGUUGUAGCGAUGGCUAAUGAAUUUGAAUGGCAUAUCUUCCCUGUUGUGAAUCCUGAUGGAUACUCUUAUACCUUUACAGAUAGAAGAAUGUGGAGAAAGAAUCGUAGCAAGGUUAAUUCCACUUCCUGUGCGGCUAUCGAUUUUGAAGAUGACAUAAGCAACGGCGUAGAUCUUAACAGGAACUUUGAUUUUGAAUGGAACACGGCGGGAACAUCGGACAACCCUUGUUCGAACGUUUUCCCUGGUCCAUCACCAGCUUCAGAGCCCGAGACUCGAGCCAUACAGCAAUACGUCACAAAUCUAAGGCAACAAGGAGAGAUCAUUUACUACGUCGCAUUCCACUCUUACAGUCAGUUGAUCGUCGUGCCGUACAGUCAUCUGAGUUCAUUUUGGGUGUUGUCGAUUCCUGGCUUUGCGAACAUGUUUGAAAUAGCUGUAAGAGCAGCUGACGCACUAGCAGCCAGGAGCGGUACGACAUACAGAGUUGGUCUUUCAGCGGACAUUAUGUACUUGAUGAGCGGUACAAGCUUCGACUGGGUUAAGACCACCGGUGUUCCAGUUGCAUAUUUAAUAGAACUCAGAGAUCUGGGUGAUUAUGGUUUCCUGCUACCAGCAGAACAGAUCAUUCCGAACAAUCUAGAAAUCAUGGAUGCUAUUCUUGAGAUGGACAGAGCAACAAGGGAUCUGAAUAUUUAUACACGAGUAUCUUCUGCUGGUACUGUUGUGACGUCAAUGCUUUUGGUAGCAUUUGGUGUUGUCAUUGCCAUUAUCUACUGAUAGUACUUUGGAGAUAGUAACCUACAUUAAUUUUAUGAUCGGUAUGUAGUAUACAGAAAUUUAAAACUUUGGUCGUUAUACACAUCUACCAUCGGACUCUUAGAUGCACGGCCGGUUUCCAUCCUUUCUUGGCAGAUAUACCGCAAUUCGCACGAAGCGCUUUGCUUCUUCUUUUCUUAUGCGCACUGCCAAGGAGUGGAAUUCUUUGCCGGC
Molecule: messenger RNA, 1809 nt
Organism: Leguminivora glycinivorella
Lineage: Eukaryota; Metazoa; Arthropoda; Insecta; Lepidoptera; Tortricidae
Product: zinc carboxypeptidase-like
Exons: 6
Coding region: 16-1596 (526 amino acids)
Biological process (GO): proteolysis
Molecular function (GO): zinc ion binding; metallocarboxypeptidase activity
Source: RefSeq, a predicted model, not a curated record